CCUCGGCUCUUGCUCACCGGGGUCGCUGGGACCGUUAGCUCGCCAGGCUGGCCAGCCGCGGGGCCCAGCUCUGCCGCCGGCCGGGAUGGAGACGAUGCGAGCGCAGCGGCUGCAGCCCGGCGUAGGUGCCGGCGGGAGAGGCACUCUGCGAGCGCUGCGGCCGGGGGUGACCGGGGCCCCGCCGAGCGCCGCCACACCCCCCGCGGGCCCGCCGCCCGCCCCGCCGCCCCCCGCCCCGCCCCCGCCGCCGUUGCUGCUGGCUGGUGCCCCCGGGCUGCCCCUGCCCCCCGGCGCCUCGGGGAGCCCUGCGGUGCUGCGCGAGGCCGUGGAGGCGGUGGUGAGGAGCUUCGCCAAGCACACGCAGGGCUACGGCCGAGUGAACGUGGUGGAGGCUCUUCAGGAGUUCUGGCAGAUGAAGCAGUCCCGGGGCGCCGACCUGAAGAAUGGGGCUCUGGUGGUGUACGAGAUGGUCCCUUCCAACAGCCCUCCCUAUGUCUGCUACGUCACUCUGCCGGGGGGAAGUUGUUUUGGGAGUUUCCAGUUUUGCCCCACAAAAGCCGAGGCCCGGCGAAGUGCUGCGAAGAUUGCGCUAAUGAACUCCGUGUUUAACGAACAUCCAUCCCGAAGAAUUACUGAUGAGUUCAUUGAGAAGAGUGUCUCAGAGGCCCUGGCAUCUUUCAAUGGUAACAGAGAGGAAGCAGACAACCCAAAUACAGGGAUUGGUGCGUUCCGAUUCAUGCUGGAAUCUAAUAAGGGCAAGUCAAUGCUGGAGUUCCAGGAGCUAAUGACAGUUUUUCAGCUGCUGCACUGGAAUGGCAGCCUUAAGGCCAUGAGGGAAAGACAGUGCUCUCGACAGGAGGUGUUGGCUCAUUAUUCACACCGGGCCCUGGAUGAUGAUAUUCGCCACCAGAUGGCUCUGGACUGGGUGAGCCGGGAGCAGAGUGUGCCCGGGGCACUGUCUAGGGAGUUGGCCUCCACUGAACGGGAGCUGGAUGAAGCCCGGCUGGCAGGCAAGGAGCUGCGCUUCCACAAGGAGAAGAAAGACAUUCUCAUGCUGGCUGCGGGGCAGCUGGGCAAUAUGCACUCCUCCAGCUGCUGAACAUCUGUUGCCCUCUAUUGCCAUGCUCUUCAGCUCUUUUUUGUAUGUCUCCUUUCUAAGGCGUAGGAUGAUUUCUGUAUAUACUUUCUCAAUUUUAUACUUUAAAAUAUAGAGAGAUAUAUAUGUAUAAAUUCUAUACCUGGAUUCCUAUUUGCUGAGAUCCCUUUUCUAACUUCCAGUUUGGGGAUGUAGUUACCUUUGCAGUAUCACUGUUUCAUUUUAGAGCUUUGUUGACUUUUAAACCUUCAAAUUAAGGAUGUAAUUCAUUUCAGUAGUACAGUACAAUUUACUAAGCGUUCAUGUCUCUCUUUCUUAAAAUAGCAGUCAGCUCGUCAGGCGGUGGUGGCGCACACCUUUAAUGGCAGCACUUGGGAGGCAGAGGCAGGUGGUUCUGAGUUUGAGGCCAGCCUGGUCUACAGAGUGAGUUCUAGGACAGACAGAGCUGUUACAACAGAGAAACCCAGUCUCAAAAAACCAAAAACUAAAACAAAACAAAGCAGUCAGGUGUGAUGACUCAUGGCUAUAAUAAUCUCUGCACUCAGCAGUCUGAGACAGUACUGCUGUGAAUAUGAGGCCGGCCUGGACGACACAGUCAGUUUCAGGUCAACAUGGGCAACAGUGUCUCAGAUGUUCUCAAAGCCCUCCUCUCCUACAUGUAAAACAACAGCUGGAAUAAGGAGUAUGUGCCCCACUUCAUUCACGAUCCUGCUUUCUCUAGAUUGAACCAGGGUGAGUGUGGAGCCUUUGGCUUGAGGUGGGCCUUCUGAUGCUCCUUUCCUGCUUACUCUCCUCCUUCCUUGCCCCCAAAGGCUCCUUUGUUUAGGGGCUUCCCUACCUUAUCCAGAAGGAACAGGAGAUCUGGCUUCUUUUUGGCUGGCCUGGAACUCAUUCUCUAGACUAGGGGGGCGUCAUAUUAGUGGCAAUAUUCCUGCUGAGAGUAUAGGCCUGGGUCACCAUGCCUGACCUGGUUUUUAUUUUGAAGUCUCUCCGGAGAAACUGCCCAAGAACAAGAGAAUUAUAAAUCUAAUCCACAUGGAGGGUGGGGGGCAGCAAUGAACUGCUUCUGGCUUCUCGAUAUCCUUCCAGCAGUCAAGAUUUCCGGAUGUAAGAAGAGGGUGAGGGGUCAGCAGACCUUUCCCCAUCAUUCCCUGCUCACCAUACUUAGUAAAGAUACACACUUUUCCCAUUUCAUUUUGUUUAUGUAGCCCAGGCAGGCCUCAAACUCUCCUUGUAGCCUAGAAUGACCUCCAAGUCCUGAGCCUGCUGCAUCCACCUCCCAUGUGCUAGGAUUACAAUGGAACACCUCAGCUGCCUUAACCCCUCCUUCAGUGAUUGAAGAAGCAUUUUGCUCUUUAGAAACUGUAUCUGUUCUAUUUAGUGAGAACCAUGUUCCUCUCAGGCCCACUGAGCUGUGCUGUUUACUCUUAAAUGUUACACCUUAGUUCUCACUUCCUGUGUCUUCCUUCUUUUCCUCCACAUGGACUGUGAGAACAGGAGUUGAUAAAACUUGGGUGAGAACGUGAUUCUUCCUAAGUGGGACCGUGGAAGCGAGCAAGAGAGGAAAGAGAACUAGGUACUUGUGUGUGAAGAGAGAAAUGACCAGGACGAUAGGCAGAGUUCUGUACUUCUGGAUAAUUUUAUGUAGGAAGCUCUAGCUCCCCUUGUUGCUGUGAUCUCUGCUAUACUGUAUUAGUGUUCAGUGCACUUUCUAUCAUUAUACUCUACUGCAAUUUGACUUCCCACUUAACAGUUGCAGUUUGCUUUUAGAUUAGGAACUAGGCCUGACCUAGUGAUGCAGGUCUGUCAUCCCAGUUACUCUAGAGGCUCAGGCACGAAGGUCAGAAAUUCAAGGUCCAUCCCAGGUAGAGCGAGUUCAGAGGCAACCUGGGUAACUUAGCAAGACUGUCUCAAAAACAGGACGUGGAAACAGGGCUAGGGAUAGAGCUUAGUGUGGUAGGGUUUGACUGGCAUGGGAGGGCCCAAUUCAAUCUCUACUGCAGAAAGAGUGGUGGUUGGGGGGAGCAGGAGAUCUGGAGGGAAGAGGGGAGAGAGGGAGUAGAUUAGACCAGUUAGCUCACUUGGGAAGAGCAAGGUGAAAAGC
Molecule: messenger RNA, 3200 nt
Organism: Peromyscus eremicus (cactus mouse)
Lineage: Eukaryota; Metazoa; Chordata; Mammalia; Rodentia; Cricetidae
Gene: Lix1l
Product: limb and CNS expressed 1 like
Exons: 6
Coding region: 86-1099 (337 amino acids)
Biological process (GO): autophagosome maturation
Cellular component (GO): cytoplasm
Source: RefSeq, a predicted model, not a curated record